This is a messenger RNA of Alosa sapidissima (American shad), 1231 nucleotides long. RefSeq names its product kazrin-like. The coding region runs from base 1 to 1047 and encodes 348 amino acids. The transcript is spliced from 9 exons. The record is from RefSeq and is a predicted model, not a curated record. Lineage: Eukaryota; Metazoa; Chordata; Actinopteri; Clupeiformes; Clupeidae. Gene Ontology annotation, molecular function: protein binding.
AUGAAAGAGCUGGCGGCUAAAAUAAAUGGUCAAAACUCGGACAGCCAGUCCAGUGUGGCGCAGCAGUCUCUGUCUGACGGAGAGGACCAUCUGGAGCGCCUCCAGCAGGUGGAGCUCUCGCGCGCUCUGCCCAUCUCCGUGUGGAAGGCCGCCACCAUCCACGCCUGGCUCGACGUCGUCAUGGCAAUGCCCAUGUACUCACGCACCUGCACCGACAACGUCAAGAGUGGGAAGGUCUUACUGGGACUCACAGAUGAGGAUCUGGAGCUGGGACUGGGCAUCAACAACCCCCUGCACCGCAGAAAACUACGCCUCGCCAUAGAGGACUACAGACAGGCAGAGCAGAAUGGCCAGGGGCUGUGUAAGGCGUCGGAGAUGGACACCCACUGGGUGUGUAAGGUGUGGCUGGGGGAGGUGGGGUUGCCGCAGUACGGCCAGGCGUUCCAGAGCCAGCUGGUGGACGGACGCACGCUGGGCUCUCUGACGCGCAGAGACCUGGAGAACCUCCUCACCGUCUCGGACCAGCAGCACCAGAACAGCCUGCUGCUCGCCAUCCAGCUGCUGCACAUACUCAACUUCGACAGAGAGGCUCUCCAGAUGAGGAGGAGUCAGUGUGAGGAGAAGAGUGUGGAUCCUCUAGUCUGGACGACACAGCGCGUCAUCAAGUGGAUCAGAGACAUCGACCUCAAGGAGUUUGCGGACUCUCUGCUAAACAGCGGUGUUCAUGGAGCCCUUAUGGUCAUGGAUCCGUCCUUCAACGCCGACUCACUGGCCAAGACUCUGGGCAUCCCCACACACAGACACAUGCUGCUACGCCAUCUCCACGAGGAGCUGAACACACCCCUCUCACCUCUCACAGAGGCAUCCAGCCGCAGGAGUGUGAAAAGCAGAGCACCCCCACACACUCCCCCGCCAACACACACUCUCCCGCCAACACACACUCUCCCGCCAACACACACUCUCCUGCCAACACACACUCUCCCGCCAACACACACUCCCCCGCCAACACACACUCCCCAGCAAAGACACACUCCCCAGGUGCCAUGAUACGCCUUUCUGAGGAACGCAGCUCACUUCGACAGACAGCUGGAAAGAGUCCCUUGAAGUUCAUUCCCAGGUUCCCUGGGGGGCGGGCCUUGAGUUUCCAUGGAGACGAGCAGGUCAAGGCUCCACCCCGCAACAAAGGCAGCCCCUUACACACACACACACACACACACACACACAGCAGCCC